This is a messenger RNA of Diabrotica virgifera virgifera (western corn rootworm), 812 nucleotides long. Its product is annotated as mpv17-like protein. The record is from RefSeq and is a predicted model, not a curated record. Gene Ontology annotation, cellular component: membrane; cytoplasm. The transcript is spliced from 3 exons. NCBI's taxonomy places the organism in Eukaryota, Metazoa, Arthropoda, Insecta, Coleoptera, Chrysomelidae. Bases 143 to 718 code for a protein of 191 amino acids.
AAAAUUGGCAAAUAUUUAAUUGCUUUUUUUAACUUUAUUUUAUAUUUGUAAUUUCCUUUCUGUAUUAGUAAUCAUUCUAGCGUUUAGUUUACCUUUAAAGAUCAAUGCAUAACAUCUGCUAAAAAAUAAAAGAUAUUCUACAAUGACUGUAUUUUCUAGGUUUGUAGCCUUUACAAACAAACACCCUGUGAUAAGAGGAAUGCUUUCCUAUGGAACUAUCUGGCCUACAUCUUGUAUUAUUCAGCAGACGAUAGCCGGAAAAACUUGGGAAAACUAUGACUGGUUACAUGCUUUAAGAUUCAGUAUAUAUGGUGGUUUGUUUACUGCUCCUACUCUUUAUGGAUGGAUAAGGAUAUCUACAAUAGUGUGGCCAAAGAGCACUCUUAAAUCGUCUAUUACUAAGGCUGUUACAGAACAAUUUACCUAUGGCCCACUAGCCCUAAUAUGUUUCUUCUUUGGUAUGAGUUUACUGGAGGGGAAGAGCAUUGAAGAUGCCAAACAGCAGGUUAAGGAUAAAUUUUUUCCAACAUGGAAGGUUGGUGUUUGUGUUUGGCCAGUUUUGCAAACAGUGAACUUUUGCUACAUCCCUGAGAAAAACAGAGUACCAUUUGUCAGUGCCUGUAGUUUAUUGUGGUGUUGCUUUUUGGCAUACAUGCAUGAACUCCAGUUGAAACAGAAAGAAUUGGAAAUAUCUCAAGUACAACUAUUAAAACAAUAACGAAUGUGAUCCACUAGCUGUAUAUUUUAGACCAAUUUUAAUUUAUUAUCCUGUAUAUAGAUGUAAAUUAUAUUAGUAAAUAUUUUUCUAUUAA